AUGAACUACAAGAUGAAGAAAUUGUUUAAGCAAGAUAACUUUCACCAAAUUCCAGGUUCAUUUCAAUAUUGGGAACUCAGAUCAGCUGGCGAGCGGCAAUAUCUUACCGUGGAAGGUCAACCUUUUCUAUUAAAUAUAGAUGAUAUACGGCUUGUAAUGUAUAGGAAAAACUGCCUCAAUUACCCAAAUUGGUCUGUUCAAACAAUCACAAACAAUGAGCCUUACUUGGUGGCUUGCCUAGCAGCUCAAAGAGGGGUUGCUGCUCAACGGACACAAUUUGACCCUAUUCAAUGUAUGGGCCAAUUAGCUGUGCCUGUAUAUGAUCCGGCUGGUAGUGAUGCAGUUGUUGGUGUCAUCGAUUUCACCACAAUCGUUGAGAAAGAAAGUUAUGCUGCCGAGUUCAUUCAUAUUGAGUAUUUGCUAAAGAAGGCAGGCUUAGCAACUAAACCUAUGGAAAGGAUGAUAAAAGCUGUUUACAAGGGUGAUACCAUCAAGUUUCCACUCUCUUUCUCGUCCAGAAUCACAUGCUUAUGGGAGGAAGUCAAAAUGAGGUUCAAGACGCAUUCGAAUUGCUUUCGUAUUUGCUCACUGGAAAACACCGUAUGGGCUUGCCGUCUACUGUCUUGGGUUUGCUACGAUUUUGGCGUCUCCGUCGAGUUAAGCAGUUUUUCACCCGGUGACGUUGUUUUUGGUGCAUUGUGCUGGAUGUAUCUACUACUUAUUACUUUCUUAGCAGUGUUGUAUCCACAUGAAGGAAGGACAUGGAUUGGGUCAAUAAACCCGAAUUUCAGAGAAGCUGUUCUGUAUAUCUUAUACAUAUCUGCGAUAUAUUGGUCUAUAACCACUAUGACCACUGUCGGUUAUGGUGAUCUCCACGCAGAGAAUGCAGCCGAGAUGGUGUUUAUAAUCUUUUAUAUGCUUUUCAAUCUUGGCCUCACUGCCUACAUUAUUGGCAACAUGACGAAUUUAGUAGUGGAAGGCACUCGUCGUACCAUGGAAUUCAGAAAUAGCAUUGAAGCUGCAUCAAGUUUUGUGGGUCGGAAUCGGUUGCCUACUAGGCUUAGAGAACAGAUACUGGCAUACAUGUGCUUAAGGUUCAAGGCAGAGAGUUUGAAUCAACAACAGUUGAUUGAGCAGCUGCCGAAAACAAUAUGCAAAAGCAUAAGACAACAUUUGUUUUUGCCAACAGUUCAAAGAGUUUAUUUGUUUGAAGGGGUCUCCAGAGAAAUUCUGUUGCUUCUGGUAGCAGAUAUGAAAGCCGAAUUCAUACCACCAAGAGAAGAUGUAAUCAUUCAAAAUGAGGCACCUGAUGAUGUGUACAUAAUCGUGUCGGGAGAAGUAGAAAUCAUAGAAUGUGAAGCAAUGGAGAAAGAACAAGUAUUGGGUAUUCUACAUUCAGAUGAAAUGUUUGGAGAAGUCGGUGCACUGUGCUGCAGGCCACAGUCUUACAUUUAUCGAACCAAGACCCUGAGCCAGCUCUUGCGGUUCAAAACCAUUGCUCUAAUUGAAGCAAUGCAGACCAAACAGCCUGACAACGUGUCCAUCCUAAAGAACUUUCUUCAGCAUCACAAGAAGCUUAAAGAUCUCAACUUAGGAGACUUAUUGUUGGAUGGCGGUGAAGAAAGUGGAGAUGGAGAUCCAAACAUGUCAAUGAAUCUGCUUACGGUUGCUGGUACAGGCAAUGCUGCAUUUCUUGAUGAACUCUUGAAAGCAAGGCUUGACCCUGAUAUCAGCGACUCAAAAGGAAGAACCCCAUUGCACAUUGCAGCAUCAAAAGGGCAUGAAGAAUGUGUUUUGGUUCUUCUAAGACAUGCAUGCAACAUACAUCUUAGAGAUGUGGAUGGCAAUACAGCAUUAUGGGAUGCCAUAGCCUCAAACUAUCAUUCAAUAUUUCGUAUCCUUUUCCAUUGGGCUUCCAUUUCCGACCCGUUUACAGCUGGUGAGCUCUUGUGCACAGCAGCAAAGAGAAAUGACAUAUCAGUGAUGAAGGGCCUCUUGAAACACGGUCUGCCUGUAGACUCGAAAGACCACCAUGGAUCAACAACUAUCCAAAUAGCAGUAUCUGAAAACAACAUAGAAAUGGUAAAGCUUCUUGUGAUGAAUGGUGCUGAUGUGAAUGAUCACACUAUCAAGACCAAGAUCCCUGCAGAGAGUUUGAUAGAUUUAGUUGCAAAGAGAGAGGUCGGGCACCGUAUCAUGAUGCCAGAUCAAGAGCCAAUGAUGGAAAAAAUCGAUCAUGUGGAAAAGGAUACUUUAGGAAACUUGAACGGAAAAUUUGUUGGUCGAGUUAGUAUUUACAAAGGACUGCCUAUGGUAAGGAAGAAAAUUGGUUGCACAGAGGCAGGGAAACUUAUUAUGAUGCCAAGUUCACUAAUGGCACUAAAGAUCAUUGCAGGUGAAAAGUUUGGAUUCGAUGCAACAAAUGCAGUGGUUACAGAUGAAGAUGGAGCAGAGAUCGACUCCAUUGAAGUGAUUAGAGAUAAUGACAAACUUUUUAUAGGAGACAUCCGUUAAGGUUUAUCCAAUACAUCUGGAUAGAUAUGCCACAGUAUUUUCUAGGUACAAGUUAGAUACAUAUAGGUGAAUGUUUCUAAUCUGGUAUUCUAUAUCGGAGAAAUCCAUUGAUCGGGACAUAUUGUAACAACUGUGUUUGGACAUGUUUCGAAUGCUUGCAUAAAGAAGUAUGAAGUAAUGAAAGUAAAGUUAA
This is a messenger RNA of Erigeron canadensis, 2707 nucleotides long. Its product is annotated as potassium channel AKT2/3-like. Gene Ontology annotation, molecular function: voltage-gated potassium channel activity; protein binding. Bases 1 to 2514 code for a protein of 837 amino acids. Gene Ontology annotation, cellular component: membrane. Lineage: Eukaryota; Viridiplantae; Streptophyta; Magnoliopsida; Asterales; Asteraceae. Gene Ontology annotation, biological process: transmembrane transport; potassium ion transport. The transcript is spliced from 10 exons. The record is from RefSeq and is a predicted model, not a curated record.